GAGACAUCUGCUGACAAGAACGAGUAUAAUUCCGUACAACACGUGCUACCAAUGUUUACCAGCAUAGGUACUAUUAAUCGGAACGUGCUCGAUAAAUAAUCUUAUUAUCUACAUUUUUAUAACAUUUUUCCAUCACUUAUCAUGUUUUAUAUUGAUCUGAGAAUCAUGCAGGUCCUGGGUGAUACAGGUGAACCGUGGAGUCUAUUAAAAAUAAGUUAAUGUAGACAAUCCGUGGGUAAAGAAGUCAAUGUUUUAUUAUGUACCUUGUGUAUGUUGGUAAUACUUGUGGAUUGUGUGGUGUGGAAGUCUACGUUCACGUGAGGUGAGAUGGAGAACAGUGAAGAUAUUGAAAUGACAGAUCAUUUAAAUUCUGAUAAUGAAGAUGAAAAGAAACAUGGCAUUUAUUUACCUGGACAGCCUCUCAAAGAAGACGAAGAACUUGUGUGUGAUGAAUCUGCUUAUGUGAUGCUUCAUGAAGUCCAUGCUGGAUCACCUUGUCUUAGUUUCGAUAUUAUUCAUGACAGUCUUGGCGAUAAAAGAGAACUGCAUCCGUUGUGUGCCUAUAUUGUGGCUGGAACUCAGGCGGCACGAACUCAUACAAAUAAUGUAUUAGUGAUGAAGAUGUCAAAUAUGCAUAAGAUACAAAAAAAUGAACAUGAUGAAGAUGACAGUGAUGAUGAUGAUGAAGAUGAAGAUGAAAGUAAAAUUGCACAUCUUGAAUGUGCUCGAAUUAAGCACCAAGGCUGUGUAAAUAGGAUACGUGCCAUAAAUUACAACAGUACUGUUUUGGCAGCUUCAUUGUCUGAAUUGGGGCGAGUGCACAUUUGGAAUUUGACAGAACCUUUGCAUGCUGUGAAUGAUAAGGAGGCCAUGGUUCGUUAUAAAAAUGGUGCAGCACCAGUUCCACUUUUUACAUUUUCUGGCCAUCAAGCAGAAGGAUUUGGAGUGGAUUGGUGUCCUACUAUGGCAGGAGUGCUUGCUACUGGAGACUGCAAACGUAACAUCCAUGUAUGGAAUCCUGCAGAUGGAGGAAGCUGGCAUGUUGAUCAGAGACCAUUAGUAGGACAUACUGACUCAGUUGAAGACUUGCAAUGGUCACCAAAUGAAAGAAGUGUUUUGGCAUCAUGUUCUGUUGAUAAGAGCGUUCGUAUUUGGGAUACUCGUGCAGCACCUAGCAAAGCUUGCAUGCUGACUGCACAUUCUGCUCAUGAAAGUGAUGUUAAUGUCAUCAGUUGGAACAGGAAUGAGCCUUUUAUAGCCUCAGGAGGUGAUGACGGAAUGCUACAUAUAUGGGACUUGAGGCAGUUUCAGAGUGGGUCUCCUGUAGCUACAUUUAAACACCAUACCCAGCCAGUGACCACAGUUCAGUGGCAUCCAUCUGAAGCCACUGUGUUUGCCUCUGGAGGUUCUGAUGAUCAGAUUGCAUUAUGGGACCUUGCUCUUGAAAGAGAUGCUGAGGAUUGUAAAGAUGAUAUCAAAGAUUUGCCACCACAACUACUCUUCAUCCAUCAAGGUCAAACAGACGUCAAAGAGUUACGCUGGCAUCCACAACUUCCAGGAGUCAUCAUCAGUACAGCAUUGAGUGGGUUUAAUGUUUUUAGAACAAUCAGUGUAUGAAUGAGGUAUAAAAUAGUUGUGUAAAUAGCUA
Zootermopsis nevadensis is the source of this 1648-nucleotide messenger RNA. RefSeq names its product WD repeat-containing protein 1 l(2)09851. Gene Ontology annotation, biological process: ribosome biogenesis. Gene Ontology annotation, cellular component: nucleolus. Lineage: Eukaryota; Metazoa; Arthropoda; Insecta; Blattodea; Termopsidae. The record is from RefSeq and is a predicted model, not a curated record. Gene Ontology annotation, molecular function: protein binding.